Messenger RNA from Phaeoacremonium minimum UCRPA7, 606 nucleotides. RefSeq names its product putative wsc domain-containing protein. Gene Ontology annotation, cellular component: plasma membrane. The transcript has 5 exons. The record is from RefSeq and is a predicted model, not a curated record. The coding region runs from base 1 to 606 and encodes 201 amino acids. Lineage: Eukaryota; Fungi; Ascomycota; Sordariomycetes; Togniniales; Togniniaceae.
AUGUACGCUACUGCUCGCCUUGCCCUGAGGUCAAUUCAGCCUUCGCGCGCUACUGUGCGACUUUUCUGGGCCGUCGUUCUGGCUGUUCUGUGCCAGAUCGGCUUGGCCGUUCCUUUCAAUGGCCAAAUCCGUGCUGUAACCGCGAAUGCCAUUGGUGAUUAUGUCUACCAGGGAUGCUACGUGGAACCCAGUGGGAGCCGAGCCCUUGAGACUGUCGCUACCAACGCUCAGAUGACUCUCGAGAUGUGCGCAACAAUCUGCGCAGCGAGCACCAAGUCCAAGUACUUUGGAGUAGAAUAUGGGAAAGAGUGUUGGUGCGGAAGUGCUUUAUCUGCACAAGCUACAGUCGCAAAUGCCGAGUCCGAAUGUUCAUUCAAGUGUCCUGGUAACGCCACCGAGUACUGUGGAGCUGGUAAUCGUCUGAGCCUUUUCAAGAACGCGAACGUUAUUACAGCCUCUGGCCCGGCUGCCAAAGAGGUUGUCGGUGACUACACAUACCAAGGAUGCUACACCGAUGCCGGUGCCAAGCGGGCUUUGUCAAAAGUCUACACAGACAGCGCCAUGACCGUGGAGAAAUGCCGUUUCGGCAACCUCGUCAUCCAGUAG